Messenger RNA from Brenthis ino (lesser marbled fritillary), 1215 nucleotides. NCBI's taxonomy places the organism in Eukaryota, Metazoa, Arthropoda, Insecta, Lepidoptera, Nymphalidae. The record is from the annotation of a GenBank genome assembly.
AUGCUAAUUGGAGGUAAGAGUUCGACAGCCGGUUCGAAAGAAUAUUUCAGAGCCGCCGCGGUGAUAAAUCAAACUCGAAACCGUAAUGAAAGCGAACGGAUCGCGUCGCGAGGAGCGGGAGGAAAAAAUAUCACGGAAAAAUCAGGUGCGUCCCCCGGUCGGUGCCGAGAGAAAAACAGUCGGGCGUCGCGUUGGGCGGGGGGGCGGCGUGGGGUGGGGGUGGCGGUCGAUGCGGGGCGGGCCGUGCGCGCGCUGGCUGGCGUGGGGCGCGUGGGGACUCUCCGCUCGCGCUCACUCGGCCGCGCCGCUCCUCUCGCGCCGACGCCGGCCGCGCCGCGCGUUCUCGUCACGUGUACGCCUCGACUUUACAUGUCCAAAGUGCUCAAGUCAGUGCUCCCGAUCGCAACCGCGCGAGUGCUCCUGCAGCCGAUCUCCGAGCCGGACCCGAACCUCACGCCGCUCAGGAUGGUUACCAGGACGAAGAAAAUCUUCGUUGGAGGGCUAUCAGCACCCACAACGCUGGAAGAUGUAAAGAAUUACUUCGAACAGUUUGGACCGAUCGAGGACGCCAUGUUAAUGUUCGAUAAACAAACGAAUAGGCACAGAGGUUUCGGUUUCGUCACAUUUCAGAGCGAAGACAUAGUAGACAAAGUGUGCGAAAUCCAUUUUCAUGAAAUCAACAACAAAAUGGUGGAAUGCAAAAAGGCACAACCGAAAGAAGUAAUGCUCCCAGCAAACUUGGCCAAGACGAGAGCUGCCGGCCGCGGGGCCUACGAUUUCAUGUGGUCAUUGGGUGCUCUUCCUGACGGUUUUCCCGCAGCGUACGCCGCCUACGCGGCAGGACGUAGCUAUUCGGGCUAUCCUAGCUUCGGGCUGCCAUACCCCGCAGUGGACCUGACCAACGGCCAACUUACACCGAAUAACAACACACCGCUGCUCGCGCAGGCGCUCUCAGUAAUGAACAACUACCAAGCCGCCGCAGCCGGGUUUGGUCCGCCCGCCUCGCCGCAUACAGCCGGCGGGCGUGCGGGCUUCCCGGCAGCCAGCUCACCGGGACCCGCGCUCGACGUGUAUGGCUCGGCAGCAGACAGCGUCGGCUACGUGCAGGCCGCUAGCCCCCAGCCUUCCGGCUUCCCCGCUAUCGCAGUCAGCCGUGCGCCCCUCAAUUACACCCCAGGACCCUUGAUUCCUGCGGCUUUCACCAACGGUUAUCAU